Rubroshorea leprosula is the source of this 543-nucleotide messenger RNA. NCBI's taxonomy places the organism in Eukaryota, Viridiplantae, Streptophyta, Magnoliopsida, Malvales, Dipterocarpaceae. The record is from the annotation of a GenBank genome assembly.
UCGUAAAAUUGGCACAACAGAACCGAUUACCAUACCUGUUAGUCUCUCCCCUUUGUUAGCCAUGGAUAUCCCACAGAAGCUAAACCAAUAUAGACAUCAGAUUUCCUUAGCAAUCAUAGCUUCAGUGACUAUUGCCUUGAUAGCCUUUGCGGCCCCUCGUUUCCUCAAUAUCUUGGCCUACUUUUGGCCUCUUUUUGCCUCAACAACAGUGUUACUGGUGAUCAUGGUUGCCUUUGGUGGUCUUUCACAGCUUGCAACUGAAACUCAUGGUGAAGGAGCUGGUGAGGGACUCCUGGACUAUGUAGCAGCUGCGCGGUCCGAACACAUCGCAGAGCCUCAGAGAUUGGAGUAGAGAAACUGGGAAGAAUGUGAGUUGGGUUUCAAUCUCAAAAGACAUCUAGUUGUAUUUUUCUUAUCUUCAAAUGUCAUGAAAUGUAGAUUCCUGAAUAAUAAUCAUAAAUGGAUGUAUAAUGGGAUCUCUACUUCUAUGCCUACUUUUCCCUGCUUAAUUGGAGUUUGUAAAAAUAGAAUUUCAUUUAUCUU